AUGCUCUCUUUUGGAAAACUCGCUCUGCUCCUCCUUGCCGUCAGCUUGCAGGAGGCUGCGGCUUCCCUCUCAUCGGGCUGCGGCAAGGUUUCAGGCACCAGCAGUGGCACCAAGUCCAUGACAGUGAACGGCAAGACGCGGCAGUACAUCCUGCAGCUUCCGGCAAACUACAAUGCCACCACCGGUUACAAGCUCAUUUUUGGCUACCACUGGCGUGAUGGAACGAUGAACAAUGUUGCUCCCGGCUACUAUGGCCUUCGGGAUUUGGCACGGGAGACGGCUAUCUUUGUCGCGCCACAGGGCCUGAACAACGGCUGGGCGAAUAACGGAGGAGAAGACCUGACAUUCACCGAUCAGAUGCUCGAUUAUAUCACGUCCAACGCCUGUGUCGAUAAGGACCAGAUCUUUUCCACAGGAUGGAGUUAUGGAGGUGCCAUGACCUUCGAGCUGGCAUGCUCCCGCCCAAAUGUCUUCAAAGCCGUGGCCGUCAUCGCUGGGGCUCAGCUCAGUGGAUGCGACGGCGGUACCACGCCAAUCCCGUAUCUCGGCAUCCAUGGAGUGGUCGACAGCGUUCUCCCCAUCAGUCUAGGCCGAGGUCUGCGCGACAGGUUUCUUCAGCUCAACGGCUGCGCUUCAAAGAACGCCCCCGAGCCUGCUGGCGGCUCUGGUACGCAUAUCAAGUCAACGUACGACUGCAGACCCGGUUACCCGGUCUGGUGGAUUGCUCAUUCCGGUGAUCACGUCCCAGACCCCAAGGACGCCGGCCAGAGGGUUGAAAGGGCAGAGCGGCAGCAGCAGCAGCAGCGUAUCAACGACAUUGACUAUCACAACCUCCUCCACCACUCCGACAACAACAGCAGGUGGUGGUAG
Messenger RNA from Trichoderma gamsii, 870 nucleotides. Its product is annotated as ferulic acid esterase A. The record is from RefSeq and is a predicted model, not a curated record. The transcript has 3 exons. Gene Ontology annotation, molecular function: feruloyl esterase activity; serine-type peptidase activity. Gene Ontology annotation, biological process: proteolysis. Lineage: Eukaryota; Fungi; Ascomycota; Sordariomycetes; Hypocreales; Hypocreaceae. The coding region runs from base 1 to 870 and encodes 289 amino acids.